This is a messenger RNA of Boeremia exigua, 1620 nucleotides long. Its product is annotated as RAI1 like PD-XK nuclease-domain-containing protein. Gene Ontology annotation, cellular component: cytosol; nucleus. Bases 152 to 1579 code for a protein of 475 amino acids. The record is from RefSeq and is a predicted model, not a curated record. Gene Ontology annotation, biological process: nuclear-transcribed mRNA catabolic process; NAD-cap decapping. The transcript has 2 exons. NCBI's taxonomy places the organism in Eukaryota, Fungi, Ascomycota, Dothideomycetes, Pleosporales, Didymellaceae. Gene Ontology annotation, molecular function: mRNA 5'-diphosphatase activity.
UGUUUCCACGCGUCACUGUACGCGUCGAAGCCGUUUUCCUGUUUCAUGGCCCCUCACACAGCUGCAGCUAAACGUUGAUCAACGUGGGCGACCAGUCAAUACCCGCGAGAUCCGACACAGCAUCCACCGACACACUACACAGCAAGCAGCCAUGGCAGACCGAGGCACAGCAAUGCCGCCGGGGAGUGUGGCCCCGCAGCCAGCCAGUCCCCGCUCAGAGGACCAGGCAAAUUCGCCGCCGCGCAAACGACCAAGAACCCAAGCCCCAACCCAGACGGCAGCGCCGAGUACAGACGUUGUCGACUUCGCGCCUCAGCCCACAACCGAGCCGCCACCUCCGACCGUUUCGCAGCCUGCACAGGCGCGUCCUUCUGAGAUACACCGCUUCCUCGUACAGCCACUCCAUCGCUUCCAGGGCGCAUCUGCAAGCAUCAAGCGCCCCCGCGAAGUCGCUCACUUCUCCUACGACGACAACCACGAGUACCGUGACGACGAGUCGAGCAUCAACUACUACAUACCACCACCCCUGGGUGCAGAUCUGAAAGAGGGGUUCGACACCUUCAAACACUAUGAAGACAAGGAGGAUCCGCAUCUGGACAGCCUCCUCAGGGCAUUGAUGCACAAGGAGAAGGAGAGCAAGGAUGCCGGACGUGCGAAAAUCAGGGCAGACUUUGUGACCUGGAGAGGCAUGAUGACGAAAAUCAUGACCGCCCCCUACGACAACUUCGCCGAGUUCUCCAUGUUUGCGACCCUCCACGAUGGCACAAUAUACGUUGAAGAAGACUUCCCGUCGCGCGCCGCCUCCCGUGCUGCCGAAACCUCGCGUCCCCCGCCCCGCAGCCACCACCCCGACCAGCAAUCUCAAGCCAUGAUGGCCUACUGGGGCUACAAAUUCGAAACCCUCUCGCUAAUCCCCUCCCUGCCAGCCACCACCGCUCCUGCCCAGAUCCGUGCACACCAACAGUCCAUCACUUCGAACCACGCCCAGCACUGCUCCAUCGUACACACCUCCUUCGGGCCGCACACACUGCUGCUUGGCGGUGAAGUCGAUGGGCUGCUCGCUGCAAAGCCGCAGAAUCCUGACGAACCGGUGCCUUGGGUCGAGCUAAAGACGGCUGAGGAGCUGCCGCCCCGCGAGCGCCAGCAGCACCGCGAUGUGCUGCGCUUCGAGCGCAAGCUGCUCAAGUUCUGGGCCCAGAGCUUUCUGCUCGGCGUGCCGCAGAUUGUGGUUGGCUUUCGCAGUAAGGCCGGUGUGUUGAGGGGUUUGCAGACGUUCAAGACGCACGAGUUACCAGGCAUGGUGCGCCGGGGAACGGCCUGUUGGGACGGAAAUGUGUGUAUUAAUUUCGCAGCCGAGUUCUUGGGGUGGCUGAAGGAGACGGUCAAGGGGGAGGGUGUGUACAGUGUGGUGUUGCGGAAGAAGAGCGGGGUCGUCGAAGUUACAAAGGUGCGAGAGGGGACGGGGGGGAUCGUCAGUGAGGACUUUCUUGCAUGGAGAAAGGACAGACAUGGCGCCGGUGAAGAAGCAUCGACACAAGAAGAUGUCGACGACAAGUCAAAAGUUGAGUCUACCGUUUGAUCACUACAGCUACUAUAUACCCACCACAAACAACACAGCAA